Colletotrichum graminicola M1.001 is the source of this 2490-nucleotide messenger RNA. RefSeq lists its product as uncharacterized. NCBI's taxonomy places the organism in Eukaryota, Fungi, Ascomycota, Sordariomycetes, Glomerellales, Glomerellaceae. Gene Ontology annotation, biological process: peptidyl-threonine phosphorylation; mRNA cis splicing, via spliceosome; peptidyl-serine phosphorylation. Bases 1 to 2490 code for a protein of 829 amino acids. The record is from RefSeq and is a predicted model, not a curated record. The transcript is spliced from 4 exons. Gene Ontology annotation, molecular function: ATP binding; protein serine/threonine kinase activity.
AUGGCGUCGAGUUCAGACGAAGGCGAGAUCAUGGAGAAUGACGCCGUGGAAUUGAAGGCAUCUUCACUGCCGAAGAAGUUUGAAGGAAACGGUGUUGACCGUCAAGACAGAACCCGAAAUAGAUACCCGGCCUCCAAAUCUCCUGAGCACGACAAUGCCGCCAGGCACUACAACCCUCCGAGACGGAGCCGCUCUCCCCCGCCACGCGGCUUUAAGCGCCCCCGCGACGAGCGCGACUACAUUGGCCGAGGACGACAGGACACGCGACGCUUCCGUGUGCACUACGAGGACGGCCCACGAGACGACUACCGCCGCUCUCGCGUUUCUUACGAAGACCUGGAUCGCCCCUCCUCCCGUGGCUCGAACCACAGUUACGACGGCCGUGACAGGAACCGAAGCCGCGAUAGAGAUACAUAUCGGGAGAGAGACAGGGAGCGCGAUCGCGAUCGAGACCGUUACCCGGAUAAGAGGCCGCGCAAUCGCACCAAAUCACCGUACCGUCCCCCGCACCACGACCGAGGAGGCCGGGAUGAUCACUACGGCAGAGAUGGCGGGCGCGAUCGCCUUGCCGACUCGUUUCGUGGCUUGAAGUACGACGACCACCGAGACCGAGACUCGCGGAAUGGGAACACGCCAUCGAACGGGGCCGCUGUAGGAAAGGAUUCUCGUGCUGCCAGAGACAAUGCUAAACCUGUGAAACACUCUGCAGACGACAGGAAAUCUGCUGCGUCUCCCUCUCGAGACCGGGCCGCGCCACAGGUGGUUGAGCCUGAACAUGACUAUGACGAGCCUGAUGAGCCAAUGGUCAUUGACGAGGAGGCCGAGAUUGAGCGUCGGCGCCGGCGCCGUGAUGAGUUGCUUUCAAAGUCCAACUCAGCGACUCCGCUGCUCGUUCAUGCGCUGCACGCGUCUGACAAGCCGGCUGUUGCCUCCCCCUCACGAGAAGUCACACCAGGCACACCAGGAACAGGUAAGAAACCCAACUCCUUCUCCUCUCCCGGCCCCGCUAAGUCUUCAGAUUUCGGAUCACCCGCUCAAGAAGGGAGCUCGCCUGGUGCUAUUGAGAUCGUGAACGAGAGCGACCUCAUGAACACCCACGGAGGCGGAGAAGUCACUGAAGAAGACGGCCCCUCAGCAGCGGAUUACGACCCCACCGUUGACAUGAAGGAAGACGAGAGGCGCGACGAGAUGAGACACGGUCAUGUUGGUGUGCACGGCGAAGCUCCCGAGGCGCAGACCGAGGCGCAGCCCCAAGAACAGCCCCAGGAAGCACCAUCGAAGAAGCCCACGGGCGACGAUGACGACGACGAUUUUGACAUGUUUGCCGAAGACUUCGACGACGAGAAGUAUGCUGCUCCCAAUCCUGCCAACGUGGCCGUCGUGGAUGAGACCAAAGCUUCGCCCGCUCUCGCUCCGCCCAACGGCGCCAUCCUCGAGGGCGACGACAAGGAUGGCUACUACAAGAUUCGCAUCGGUGAGAUCUUGAACGGCCGGUACCAGGUCCAGUCCACCCUGGGUAAGGGCAUGUUCUCCGGUGUCGCGCGGGCCGUCGAUAUUACGAAUAAGAAGCUGGUCGCCAUUAAAAUCAUGAGAAACAACGACGCCCUGAGGAAGGGUGGGUUCACCGAGAUAGCCAUUCUGCAGAAGCUCAACGACUCGGACCCUGAGUGCCGCAAGCACAUUGUCAAGUUUGAGCGACACUUCGACCACAAGGGCCAUCUGUGUAUGGCGUUUGAACACCUCAGUCUGAACCUGCGAGAAGUACUGAAGAAAUUCGGGAAUAACGUCGGCAUCAACUUGGGUGCGACGAGGGCAUAUGCUCACCAAAUUUUCAUCGGCCUUGCUCACAUGCGGAAAUGCAGUAUCAUCCAUGCCGAUCUCAAACCUGACAACAUCUUAGUCAAUGAAAGCCGAACCGUCCUCAAGAUUUGCGAUUUAGGCACCGGUAUCGAUAAAUCCGACGCCGCGACGGUACACAACGAGAUCACCCCGUACCUUGUCAGUCGCUUUUACAGAGCACCCGAGGUUAUCCUCGGAAUGCCCUACGACUAUGCCAUCGACAUGUGGUCCAUCGGCUGCACGUUAUACGAGCUGUAUACGGGCAAGAUCCUCUUCGCCGGCGACAGCAACAACCAGAUGCUCAAGACCAUCAUGGAGAUCCGCGGAAAGAUCACGCCCAAGCUUUACAAGCGAGGUCAACUGUCAGCGAUGCACUUUGACGAGCUGGGCAACUUUGUCAGCAUGGAGAGGGACAAGGCGCUUGGAAAGACAACCGCCAGGGUCCUGCCCAUCGUCAAACCGACGCGUGACCUGCGCACCCGCCUCUUCGCCGCAUCGGCGGGAAUGAACGACGCUGAGACCAGGGAUCUCAACCACUUUGUCGACCUGCUCGAGCACUGCCUGACGCUCAACCCGGAAAAGAGAAUCAAGCCUGCCGACGCGCUGAAGCAUCCCUUCUUCACGUCGAGGGUUGCCCCGCCGAAGCGGUAG